GCGGAACUCGAUUCUUUACCGUGACUUUUUGAAAGGCUUUUUCUCUCUUUCCUAUUUUUUUUUUCUCCCUAUCUCUUUAAUAUGGCUUUGGAGCAGAUAUUGAACAAUAAAAAGUCGACCUCUUUUGUACUGAUAAACGAUACCAUUCGUUUUUCUUCUCUACCACUCUUGGCUGACAUCAGUAAACGUGCUCUUGACGACAACAAGACAGUGAUCGCCUUAUUGACCGAGACGUCACCCAAGGCCUGGCGCGAGCGCUUCUCGGCAAACAACAAUAUUUUUAUUAUCGAUUGCUAUUCUGACCCUUAUGGCUGGGACUAUGCCACAGAGACACAAGAACAAAACACAGUUAAAGUGACGCAUAUUCAAGAUAUGGAAAAAGCCAUUCUAUCAUCUAUCAUUGAAAAAACAAUGAAUACACCCGACUUUUUGAUUGUGGUUGAUUCGGUUAUUCCAUUGGCAAAAAUAUCUCAGCAUAGAACAUAUCAAUUCGUGAAAACAUUGGAGUCUUUGACGACAGACACAAACAGACUUGUGCUUGGAUAUCAUUCUGAUAUCAAAUUAGCUUCUAAAUCAGGACUUAGCUUGCAAGACUCUUUGACACGCUUAGCUUCUGUGAUUAUCAAGUUGGAGCCUCUGAAAGAAAGAACACAUUUUGAAACUCAAUCUGCAUUGACAGGCUUUGUGCCUCAAGAUACAUUUUCUUAUUUGACAGUGACAUCCAAUUGUACAGCCAAAGGAGGUAUUGCGCAUGUUGAAUGGCGCAAAAAGAGUGGAAAAGUGCUAUAUGAAUCUAGCGGCUUCUUGUUAAACUCAAGAGGAUAUUUAGAUGUGGUGCCUAUAAGUCAACUCACAGGAGUAAUUGAAUCACAACCUGAUGAAUCCGAGACAGUUGAAAGAGACAACAAGUCAGAUCCUACGGCUAAUUUGUCGUUCAAUUUGUCACUGACAGAUGAACAAAGAAAAGUCAAGGAAAAUCUUGUGUUGCCUUUUAUGAAAGCACAACAGUUAGAAGUAUCGACGGAGGAUGAGAAGAAGAGUAGUUUGAUCUAUUAUGACCCUGAUGCUGCUGAUGAUUUUGAUGAUGAAGAUCCUGACGAAGAUUUAGAUAUUUAAGUGUACAGGCUUAUAUAAAGAAAAAGGAAUAUAUAAUACUCAAAUACUGUUUCUUAGAGAUUGUCUGAUUAUUAUUUGUGUUUUUUUGGGACAUUUUGGAAGAAAAUUACUACUGCAUAGUCAAUAAAAUAAAUCAAUUCCUGGUUGUGAUUCUAGGG
Molecule: messenger RNA, 1274 nt
Organism: Gilbertella persicaria
Lineage: Eukaryota; Fungi; Mucoromycota; Mucoromycetes; Mucorales; Choanephoraceae
Product: Elongator complex protein 5
Exons: 2
Coding region: 82-1116 (344 amino acids)
Biological process (GO): tRNA wobble uridine modification
Cellular component (GO): cytosol; elongator holoenzyme complex; nucleus
Molecular function (GO): tRNA binding
Source: RefSeq, a predicted model, not a curated record